Knipowitschia caucasica is the source of this 1812-nucleotide messenger RNA. The record is from the annotation of a GenBank genome assembly. Lineage: Eukaryota; Metazoa; Chordata; Actinopteri; Gobiiformes; Gobiidae.
AUGAGAGGAAUCCGCUCUUUGAACAGCAUCUCUAAACGGUGUUAUGCGACUCAAAGAAGUGGUUCUCUGACUGAACCUCUUGCUUUGCAAAAACAUGCAGCAGCCCCUCUCACCCCACAAAAUGUCCAGGUCUCCAAACUCUCGAAUGGACUUGUUAUUGCGUCCCAGGAGAAUCACUCGCCCAUGUCCAACGUUGGUCUGUUUGUUAAAGCCGGAAGUCGCCAUGAGGCUGUGAACAGCCAGGGGGUCGCUCAUGUCUUACGACUGGCAGCAAACCUGACUACAAAAGGUGCAUCUGCUUUCAAGAUUUGUCGUGGUGUGGAAGCUUUGGGUGGAAGUCUGAGUGUUACGUCAACACGAGAAACCACGGUCUACACAGCAGAGUGCCUGAGAGAUGACAUCCACUCGCUCUUGGAGUAUUUCAGCCUCGUAACCACAGGCCAAGAGUUCAGGCCCUGGGAGCUGAGCGAACUGACGACAAGAGUUAAAAUUGACAAAGCAAUGGCUCAACAGUGUCCUCAGAUAGGUGUGCUGGAGAAAUUGCACGAUGCUGCUUACAAAAAUGCCUUGUCCCAUUCGCUGUACUGCCCGGACUUUAUGGUUGGGCGUGUGACUCCCGAAGAGAUGCUUGCAUUUGUUCAACACAAUUUCACAACCGGCAGAAUGGCUCUUGUUGGACUCGGUGUCAAUCACUCUGUUCUGAGACAAUUAGGAGAAGGGCUGCUGAGUUCCCGCAGUGGGUCCGGAGCUCCCGUAUCUCGAGCUGUGUACCGUGGAGGUGAAGCCCGGAUACCCAGCCGGGACGAGCUGGUGCACUUGGUGGUGGCCUGUGAAGGCGCAGUGUCUGGAAGUGCCGAGUCCAACGCCUUCAGUGUCCUGCAGCACGUUCUUGGAGCUGGUCCUCAUGUGAAGAGAGGCUCCAAUGCCACUAGCAAGCUGAGCCAGGGCAUCGCCAAAGCCACGUCACAGCCAUUCGAUGCAACUGCCAUGACUGCUUCCUACUCAGACUCUGGCCUAUUUGGUGUCUAUACUAUCUCACAAGCAGGUGCAGCAAGAGAGGUGAUCAAGGCAGCUGUUUCUCAAAUAAGAGACGUGGCUGAGGGCAAUGUAACUGAUGCUGAUAUUGAGAGAGCAAAGAACCAGGUGAAGGUGGAAUAUUUGAUGUCCCUUGAGGACUCUGCAGGUCUGCUGGAGGAGAUGGGGGCGCAGGCUCUGAUGACAGGGACCUACCAGGCCCCAGACGCUGUUCUGGAGGCAAUUCAAGCAGUCACACCAGAACAUGUGAUCACGGCUGCAAAAUCAUUCAUGGAUGGCAAGAAAACAAUGGCAGCAAGCUGUCUAUUUCUGGCUGCCGAUAUCUUUGCAAUCGCCAGCAUCGCAAACCCAGACUGGAUCAACACGGGUGAAUCAGCAGGUGCGCUGACGGUGGGCCUGGUCCGGCAGUGUCAGACCAUUCAUGGGCGUGACCGCACCUGCAUCCCCCCGCGGCUGCCUCCCGAGUGGGUCACUACGCUCUUCUUUAUCAUCAUGGGCAUCAUCUCCCUCACCGUCACAUGUGGACUGCUGGUGGCAUCACACUGGCGCCGAGAGGCUACCAAAUACGCCCGCUGGAUUGCCUUCACUGGAAUGAUCCUGUUCUGCAUGGCAGCGCUCAUCUUCCCUAUAGGUUUCUAUAUUAAUGAAGUUGGAGGCCAGCCAUACAAACUGCCUAACAACACUGUGGUGGGCUCUUCGUAUGUGCUCUUCGUUCUCUCCAUUUUCUUCACCAUAGUGGGACUGCUGUUUGCAGGAAAGGUGUGCCUCCCGGGCUGA